GACGCCUCUUCCCAGGCCGGCCGCCCCGUCGAGGCGGGACCGGCUGGGCUAGGCGAGCCCAGGCUAGGCUGCUGCACGGCCCGCGCCGGCCCCCCGGAGAGCUCGCCGUGGCGCCCAGAGGAACAGGGCUGUGCGGAGUCCUGAAGAUGCGCGCUCCUCUCCAGGCCCCGAUGGUUCUGCUGCUGCCGCUGCUGCUGCUGCCGCCGCCGGACUUCCGGAGCACCGUGAAAGCGCAAGUCAAUCCAGCCGUCUGCCGCUACCCCCUGGGCAUGUCGGGUGGGCACAUCCCCGAUGAGGACAUUUCUGCCUCCAGCUACUGGUCGGAAUCCACAGCAGCCAAGUACGGCAGGCUCGGCUCGGAGGAGGGGGACGGCGCCUGGUGCCCCGAGAGCCCCGUGGAGCCCGACGACCUGAAGGAGUUCCUGGAGGUCGACCUGCGCGCCCUGCACUUCAUCACGCUGGUGGGCACCCAGGGCCGCCACGCCGGCGGCCACGGCAACGAGUUCGCGCCCAUGUACCGGAUCAACUACAGCCGGGACGGCACGCGCUGGGUCUCCUGGCGCACCAGGCGCGGCAAGCAGGUGCUUGACGGCAACACCAACCCCUAUGACAUCGUUCUCAAGGACCUGGCGCCGCCCAUCAUUGCCCGGUUUGUCCGCUUCAUCCCGGUGACGGAUCACUCCACGAACGUUUGCCUCCGCGUGGAGCUCUACGGCUGCGCCUGGCUGGAUGGGCUGGUUUCAUACAGCGCUCCAGCAGGACAGCAGCUGGUUCUACCUGGCGGCAGCGUGGUGUACCUGAACGAUUCCAUCUAUGACGGUUACAGCAUGGCCGAAGGGCUCGGCCAGCUGACGGACGGCAUUUCGGGCCUGGACGACUUCAGCCAGACCCACGAAUACCACAUGUGGCCCGGCUACGACUACGUGGGCUGGUGCAACGAGAGCACCUCCACCGGCUACGUGGAGAUGGUCUUUGCCUUCGACCGGAUCAGGAACUUCACCACCAUGAAGGUGCAUUGCAACAACAUGUUCGCCAGGGGGGUGAAGAUCUUCAGGGAAGUGCAGUGCCACUUCCGCUCGGAGGGCGCCGAGUGGGAGCCCAGCCCCGUCUCCUCGGUGCUGGUGCUGGACGACGUGAACCCCAGCGCCCGCUUCGUCACCGUGCCACUCCACCACCGCAUGGCCAGCGCCAUCCGGUGCCAGUUCUACUUCGCGGAUGCCUGGAUGAUGUUCAGCGAGAUCAGCUUCCAGUCAGAUACCGCCAUGUACAACAAUUCUGGAGCCCUUCCUGAUUCUUCAGUGACUCCCACUACUUACGAUCCAACCCUCAAAGUGGAUGACAGCAACACCCGCAUCUUGAUCGGCUGCUUAGUGGCCAUAAUCUUCAUCCUGGUAGCCAUAAUUGUCAUCAUCCUGUGGAGGCAGUUUUGGCAGAAGAUGCUGGAAAAGGCCUCCCGCCGGAUGUUGGACGACGAAAUGACCGUCAGCCUCUCCCUGCCCAGCGACUCCAGCAUGUUCAACCGCAACCGCUCCACCUCAUCCAGUGAGCGAGAGACCAACUCCACCUACGACCGCAUAUUUCCCCUGGGCCCCGACUACCAGGAGCCGUCGCGGCUGAUCCGCAAGCUGCCCGAGUUCCCGCCGGUGGAGGAGGAGGCAGGCUGCAGCGGGGUCAGCAAGCCGGCCCAGCCCAGCGGAGGGGAAGGCGUCCCCCACUACGCCGAGGCGGACAUUGUGAACCUGCAGGGCGUGACCGGGAGCAACACCUACUCCGUCCCCGCCCUGACCAUGGACCUGCUGUCCGGCAAGGAUGUGGCCGUGCCCGAGUUCCCGAGGAAGCUGCUGACCUUCCGGGAGAAGCUGGGGGAAGGCCAGUUUGGAGAGGUGCACCUGUGCGAAGUGGAGGGACCGGAGACGUUGGGGGACAAGGAUUCUGCUCUGGAUGGAGACCCGGGCCAGCCGGUCCUAUUGGCCGUGAAGAUGCUGCGCGCCGACGCCAACAAGAACGCCAGGAACGACUUCCUCAAGGAGAUCAAGAUCAUGUCCCGGCUGAAGGACCCCAACAUCGUCAGCCUGCUGGCCGUGUGCAUCGCCGAGGACCCGCUCUGCAUGAUCACCGAGUACAUGGAGAACGGCGACCUCAACCAGUUCCUCUCCCGCCAGGAGUGCCACAGCUUGCCAGGCAGCUCGGCCCCUUCCAUCAGCUACACCGACCUGAAGUUCAUCGCCACGCAGAUCGCCUCUGGCAUGAAGUACCUGUCAUCCCUGAACUUUGUCCACCGGGACCUGGCCACACGCAACUGCCUGGUCGGGAAGAAUUACACCAUCAAGAUCGCAGACUUUGGCAUGAGUCGGAACCUGUACAGUGGAGACUACUACCGGAUCCAAGGCCGGGCAGUGCUCCCCAUCCGCUGGAUGUCCUGGGAGAGCAUUCUCUUGGGGAAAUUCACCACCGCGAGCGAUGUGUGGGCCUUCGGCGUGACGCUCUGGGAGACCUUCACCUUUUGCCGCGAGCAGCCUUACUCUCAGCUGUCGGACGAGCGAGUGAUUGAGAACACUGGAGAGUUCUUCAGGGAUCAGGGGCAGCAGAUCUACCUGCCACAGCCUGCCUUCUGCCCUGAUUCGAUCUAUAAGCUAAUGCUCAGCUGCUGGAAGCGAGACUCCAAGGACCGGCCCUGCUUCCAGGAAAUCCAUUCCAUUCUCCAGGAAGCCAGCAUUUUAUUGUGAUGCCUUUCCUCCGUGCCCCCGGCACUCGGGGGCAUUCCCACCCGCCCGGCUCCACAAGACCUACUCUGAGAACUGAAGCCACUCCGCCUCGAUUCAGCGUGUCCUUCGGCUGGGCUUGGAUCAGCUGGAAAGGAAGCAAAGAAGCUGGGGUCUGACCAGGUCUGCCACAGACACCCUUCGCCAAGGUGCUGUGUUUUGGACUGGCAAAACUGAAAAAAAAUAUUUAUCUUACAAAGGAAUGGUCCGUGAAUGGUUUUUGCCUGUAAAAGGGAAGAGGGAGAAAGACGAGAAAUAUUCUUUUUAACACGAGGAAGAACUUGAGAUGGGCCCUGAGACUGAGGUGGUAGGAAUAGGGGCAAGCGCUCGGGACUUCCGUACGCCUCGGCCAAGACUGUGUGUAUCCCGCAGUCUGUGCGACUGCAGACUGUUAGCACUGGACACAGAAGUCAGCUUCUUUGGAAUCUCAGCUUUCAUUGCCACAAGUUUCUAGUCCUUAUUGCUACGCCUUUCUGCUUGGAAAUGUGUGGACAAUGUUUGCUAAAAUCUCACAAGCCAGAAGAAGGACUGAAAUCGAUUUCCAAAUGCUUUCAACAGGUAUUUAGUGCCCUGCAUAAUCUCACCUGGCCAGCUAGCUUGUAUGCAUUGUGCUAAAGGCUUUGAUGUACACACUUCACACAAGCUGCAGGAAUCACUUGCAUUUGGUACGAGUUUGGACUGCUUUGUGAAGUCCUGUUUGUGUGGUUCAGUAGCUUCCCUGAAAUACUGUCUUCCACCCUGGGCCUGGAGCGUCUCUGUUUUGUUCUCUCCCUACCUGGACCCACCUGGUCUCCUCCCAGUGUCCCUAACGAUUCGGAAUACCAUGUGCAGCUGGUACACCCAUCCCAUAAAGAGCAUGGAAUGCAGAAAAGGUGGGUGUAGAAAUCGGGUUACCAAAGCGAUCCGGGAGUUGGCACAUCCCUUGGGAGGCCUGGAAAUGGGCAAUAUCAGCAAAAUUCCCUCCUCCCCCUCUCUCCUGUGAGCAAAGGACUGUAGCUUGCAGUUUUGCAGAACCAUACGACUUCCCACAGUGGGAAAGGGUAAGAAUGGCUGUGCGGUUACAGGCACUGGCUGACAGGUAGCUGAAAAGGAACAGACCAUCCUCGGUGGAGGAGUCUCAGUUUACCAGGAUAGGCUGUUAGCUGUGAUAGCUCCCACAGAUGUCCACGUUCAGGGGUGGCAAGCAUGCUUCUAAGCACCAGCUGCUUCCUGUCCUGCGCACGACUGUUCUGGAAGCUUGUGGCUGUCCCCCUUGGAAAUAAGCCGCGUGACUAGAUGAGUCUGUAGUCUGACCCAGCGGGGCAUGGCUUCGACUCUUAAUAUCCAGCCUUCCCUUGUCCUUCCCGUCCUGCCUGGUCUUCUUUCAUAUCUGCUUCUCCUGAGCAUCAGAAGUUCCAGCCCCAAGACAGGUUGGGGAAGGGGAGAGACCCAAGUGGAGCCAGCUGGUGCCGGAGGUCAGACUAGAUGGCCCGGGAGACCCCUUCUGACUCGCUCUGUUUCUGUGUUUCUGUGUUUCUAAGUUUUUGCUUCUGCAAAGGAGCAGCUGGGACCAACUGAUGGCUCCCCAGAUGAGUUGGACUGCAACUCCCAGCAUUUUUGAGAGUUCAUCAGAGAGCUGCAGCGGAUGGGAACUGAUGUCCCAAACACCUGGAAGACACACGUUUGAGGAAAGUUGGGUCUAGCAGCAAGGCUGUUGACUGCUAAAAAAAAACCAGGCAAAAAGAUUUAGGAAGUGUUGGCCAAACGGAGAGUUUUGUCCUUGAACGCUGAGAAUGGAAAAUCUGUAGUUGAGACAGGGGCACUUCAGAGCCUCGAAUGCGUUGCAGGAAAAUGGAGCGUGUAAUACUGGGUGGAUGGAUGACCAGAUUUUGCAGAUUGUGAGCUUGGGACUCGCCCGUGGGUCUUGACCAGCGGCCAAAUGAUCUCGGUGGUAUUGAAAUUCAUCUGGGAACGAAAGCGCUAAAGCACGCUUCUCAAAGAUAAGAAAGUCGGUAAGAGAGAAAGGCAGGCAGCUGCCUGACAUGCCAAGGUCAGUCUGGUGUAUGUUUGGACUGGGUGGAGAGACGGGAGACGUGCCUUCCCCCAUCCCCCAGAUAGGAGAGCCUUGGUGCCCAGUUUUAACAAGCAUGCUCACGGGUUUUGGAAAAGCUGGUGGAGCACCGGCUCUCCAUCCCUCCUCUUGGCCUCCCUCUUCGCUUCCUUGGAAUCCAUCCUGGAGAGAGCCUUAAAUCAUGCUUGCGAAACUUCAUUGCCACUCUCCCUGUCUUUUCCUUCGAACGUGGGCCAAGAGCGAAGACGAGGGAGCCUCACUAGCCAGGGUGUGUGUCUUCAGGCCUUCAGAGGCCUGUCCUAUUCGCUCCGGGAGAUGCGAGUGUUGGACGUAGAAGCCCACACAGUCAGCUAGCUUGCUUCUAUGUGCUUUGCGCUUUCUGGUUCGGCAGCAUUCGGCAUGCGUGUAUCUUAUUUUUUGCUCCUUUGAGAUGCACUUUUAGCCAUUUUUAUUCAGCAAUCAAAUGUACGCAUUUCAUGCCACCAACUAGAUAGGCAUACCCCACUUUGGGAAUCAGAGCUAGGCUAGCCUGAGGGAGGGCGGAGAAGUUUGGACAAUUAAAUAGGGCAAAAUAACAAUGUGUGCACCGAGGUACCUCUUUUGACAAAAUAAGACAGCACCAACUCCUUUACACAUGAGUAGGAUGGCCAAUCAGACCACAAGCAAGGCUGCCAGCAUCUUUCCCAGGUUGGGCCCCAAAAGUGGCUCCAGCUAUCCCUGUUACAACUCCACAUAUCCUCAAAAUAGACUGGGCAAAAGCAAUUAAUUACCCGACUUGAUCUGUAGAACAGAUAACGCAAUCUUGAUGCAUGUUGCAGAGAAGCAGCGACUCGCAGCUUGUCGACACGAAGAAUUCUAAAAGCUUAGUAGGACGGGAUUUACUGCUGUGGGAGCCAUGUUGUCCCUUCUUCAGCAAGGCCUGGCUCCUUGUGCUGAAGGGGCCACGAAGGCCCUUGGGUCCAACCCGCUGCUGCUGCAGGACACCACGUCACAUCGUCCCACUCAGAGGGCUGCCCAGUUUCCUUUUGUUAUCAUUUAAUUAAUUUAUCAUUUAUCAUUUAAUUAAGUUUGCCUAGAACAAACAUUAAGUUAUUUGGCCUCUCGGUGUCUUUUGGCUCCCUUUUCAAAAUUGGCGUUGCGUUAGUAGCUUUGCAUCCCUCUGCUGCAGACUGACUUGAGGAGCAAGUCACCGUGCGUUGUUUCAAAAUCCUGAAAUCAAACUGCAUGGAAUGUGGGGUCUGAUACCGUAUUGUUGCUGUUGCAAACCCUAGAAUAUGAGCCUCAAAAACAACCUAGGGAACCUCUGAAGCUGAGAAUAUUGGUGGCGAAACUGAACCGAUUGCUAAUAAUGCUCCUAGCAGAACGUGCCACACAUUUCCCCACAUGGCUGGCUGGCCUUAUGGAUGAGGCCACCACCCAAAGGGUGUUUCCAGUGUGCCCAAGGGAUUGGGCUUCACCUGUGUGUGGAACCCCGACUGCCUCUUCUUUUGACCUGCAAAUCAUUCCCUCCCACGCCAUCCUUCGACGGGAUGAUUCGCCAUUUCCAGCCAGUGCUAGGCCAUGCUGCCUGGGGAGGAUGGGAGUCGGAUUCCAGCAGAUCCGGGAGCCACCAGACCAGGAAAAGUCCUCCUGGGCCAGGUUGCAAACUGCUUUUAAACUUCACUCCCAAUUCAAAAGUGAUUUGUCAUGCAGGCCAGGUGAACAUGGGACAGGCAGGCGGCUCAAACACCUCCAUGGGUACAGAACUAGUUGCAGAUCCUUUGGAUCCUGCCCCAUUUUAUAAUAUAUUGUAUGUUUCUUGCUUGUAACAGUAUUACUUGUCUUUUAGUUGUACUCUUCGCCUAAAUGCAGAGUGCCUUUAUCCAAGAUGUUUGGGCAGUGCUGUCCUAUUUACAUCUCCUUAGAAAUAAGCCCCCGAUAUGAUAGGCGACGCACUGCCACUUAGGUGAGUUUAGGGUUGCAGUCUCUGUUAACUUGCAAGCGAUAAUAUAAGCAGAUACUGAGAAACAGUGUUCCUUUCCUCCUUAGAAAAUAUAAAUGCCAGGUUGUGUAUUAUGGUUUGCAAUUGCAGUACUCAUUCAAAAACGGCUCUGUAUUUUGAAAUGGAGAUUUAAAGACCUAUGUAUAUUUUUCUUUAUUUAUUCUUUGUAAGGCACCAUUGAACUGUAUUCCCUGUACGAUGAUUGAGGUGUAAAUAAGAAUAUUUAAAAAGUAUACAACCACCUUCCUGCUUCUGUACUGAAAGUGGAGGGUGGUCAGUUUGGUUAGUGGAUACUUUGGACAGUCUGCAUAGCCGAAUGGCUGCAAUGGAACUUGGUUUGGCUUCUCACCCUCCCCAGAAGGAAGUGGGGGAGACGGAUCCUUCCAUGAUGACAGGAAGAAUCAAAGGGUUCCGUCCAGAGGAAAAGAGGAGACUAUCGGAGAAACUGGAACAAAGAACUGGCCGCCGGUUAAGAACUUCAAGGAACGUGAGGGCUUGUUGACGGCUUGUGGGGCCAGCCGUGUUUCCCCAGCGCUGGGGGGUCACGAUCCCGUAUGGAUGCCCUGCAGUCAGGAAGACCCCCUUGCUCACAGCACUUUUCCUUUAGAAAGAAGGAAGGUGAUGUACUUCAGGGGAAAUGGCGCAGUUAGGAGGGGAUAAGAAGAUGUGUUUAUUCCAACCAUUUAAAAACGCUUUUCUAUUAAAGUAUUCAAAGUGCUAUGAAAUAUAUAAAUCAAAUACGGGAAGGUGAAUGUA
Messenger RNA from Varanus komodoensis (Komodo dragon), 7549 nucleotides. It is a transcript of the gene DDR2, whose product is annotated as discoidin domain receptor tyrosine kinase 2. Gene Ontology annotation, cellular component: membrane; signaling receptor complex. The record is from RefSeq and is a predicted model, not a curated record. Bases 147 to 2726 code for a protein of 859 amino acids. The transcript has 18 exons. Gene Ontology annotation, biological process: positive regulation of kinase activity; cell surface receptor protein tyrosine kinase signaling pathway; multicellular organism development. NCBI's taxonomy places the organism in Eukaryota, Metazoa, Chordata, Lepidosauria, Squamata, Varanidae. Gene Ontology annotation, molecular function: protein tyrosine kinase collagen receptor activity; collagen binding; ATP binding.